AUGGACUACAUCACGCGUAUGCUCUCUAAUCCACUGCAGAAUGUUCACUGCCUGAUUAUGGUCGACGCCGAUCGCCCGGGUCGAACCCUCUCAUGGCAGGAGUACUCGGUUACCGUCAAACGUGUAGCCGUAGGGCUGCGUGAAGCGGGUGUAGCCGACCGAGAUGGAGUAGGGCUUCUUAGUCCCAACGACAUAUACUUCCACGUCUUCGGUGACGGCGCCAUUGCCGCAGGAGCAGUGUUUGUUCCUAUUCCCGGGUUUGUUAAAGAAGCAGAUCUGGCAAAUUGCAUUACUUCAGGAGAUGUGAAGUGGUUGUUUGCCUCGCCCGAGCUCAUAGAGCUGGCACUGGCGACUGCAGAAACGUUGGCCAUGGACACAUCCCGAAUAUUGGUUUUCGAUCCACCCGGGCUUGAUCCGUACAACGGCCCUAAACUAAGUUUUAGCAGACUGAUGGAAGCCGACGAGACCGUCUGGCGCAACCCGUACAACGGCCAGGAUCCAAGGACCUUGACAGCUAUUCGACUGUUUACCAGCGGAACAACGGGCAAGAAUAAGGCGGCCGAAAUAUCUCAUGCCACUCAGGUUGCGCGGCUGGAUUCAGAUCAUGCGGUGUUGCCACUCGGGUCGAAAGUCCUUCAGAUAACUGGCAUUUACCACCUCUCGGGACAAACAGUCUGUAACCGUGCUUGUGCAGGCAUGUUGACGGCGUACGUUUCCAGGGUCGACAACGAUCCGGCUACUAUCCUUGAUAAGAUCCAAGUUUAUGGAAUUGACGCAGUCCUAUUUCCAACUGUAUUGAUUAAGAAGUUGACGGCUGCACUACUUGAUGGGGUUCGGCCUCGGGACACUCUCCAGUCACUUCGCUACGUCACGUUCGGCGGAUCAUUCUGUGGGACACCAGUGCUUGAAGCCCUCAAAGAUCUGUUGCCAAGGGAAGCACACUUGCGGCCUGUCUAUGGCUCGACAGAAAGUUGGUUCGCUAGUAUCGCGCAGGAUUGGACACCCGGAUAUGUCGGUUCGCCUAUGGAGGAUGUCCAAGUGAAGGUCAUCGACCCCGAGACGUUGGAGCCUCUCGUCCCCGGGAUCGAAGGUGAAAUCUGCUUGCGCAGCGCAUAUGUCUUCGAUGGGUACUGCAAGAACCCAGAAGCUUCGAAGUCUGCUUUUCUGCCCGGUGAAAGCUGGUUCAGAACUGGGGAUAAGGGAAGUUUGGACGUGAGAAACGGUCAAAUUGCCUUGACUGGACGUUACAAAGAGAUCUUCAAGGUGAAUUCUGUACAGGUUUCGCCCAGCGAGGUCGCCGAGCAGCUGAUGCUGCACCCUGGAAUUGAGGACGCUGUGGUUUGCUCAACGCCUGCCCGAAAUGAUGAUGACGCCGUGGAGUGUAUGGCAUAUGUUGUUCGCAGAAAGGACUUGACGGCGCAGGAGGUGGUUGAUUAUAUUGCGACGAAAUUGAACCGACAUAAAAGCCCAACGGGUGCUGUCGUGUUUUGCGAGCACAUCACCCGGGGCGCGGCGGGAAAGCCGGUAAGGGACCAUUUGGUGGCACAGACUCCGCUUCCCGGAUCGGCGAGGUAUUUGAGCCUUUCUGCAAGUCAUAAUUAA
Metarhizium brunneum ARSEF 3297 is the source of this 1602-nucleotide messenger RNA. RefSeq names its product Acyl-CoA ligase azaF. Gene Ontology annotation, molecular function: CoA-ligase activity. NCBI's taxonomy places the organism in Eukaryota, Fungi, Ascomycota, Sordariomycetes, Hypocreales, Clavicipitaceae. The record is from RefSeq and is a predicted model, not a curated record.